AGUGUCCUGGCGCCCGGCCAGCCUGACACAGAUGGGAGCUCACAUGAUUCUGCCUCAGCCCUGGAAUGGGCAGCUUCCAGCUGGGAUUUUUUAGACCGAGCUGGGAAGCUCUGUCUGCUGGAAAUUGCCAGAGUUGGAGCAAGGUUCUGGCUGCUGAAGCCACCACACCAGGGUCCUCUGAGCAGGGCUAGGUCUCCUCCCCCCAGUCCUCUUCAGAGCUGCUGAGGAAGCAGGGCUGUUUGAGGCUUGAGGGCAGAGCUCUGCUCAGCAGGCAGUCAGGAAGGACUGAAUUCAAACUCCCCUUUGCUGCCACUCACUGCCAGCUCCUCACCUGGCUGCGGAGACUGAGACGACCAUUUUCCUGGGGUCAGUCCAGCUGUUUGCAAACUGGAGAUCGUGACCCAUGAGUGGGUCAGGAAACCAACUUAGUUGCUCAUGACCUGCAUGUAGACGACUGGAAAUGACUGGGAUGCAGCACCUGUCGUGGGGGCCUCCCCCGGUACCCAGGAAGCACAGCUGGACCUGCUCCCGCCCAAGCAAGAUGGCCGGAGAGAGACAGGCCCUCUCCCUGAGCCCAUGACGGCCCCCCAGGCCCGAAGAUGGGGAACGUCACUGGCGACAACGCCUCGCUGCCCACCUGUGCCAUCGACCACACCAUCCACCAGACGCUGGCCCCGGUGGUCUACGUCACCGUGCUGGCAGUGGGCUUCCCGGCCAACUGCCUGGCCCUGUACUUCGGCUACCUGCAGGUCAAGGCCCGGAACGAGCUGGGCGUGUACCUGUGCAACCUGACGGUGGCCGACCUCUUGUACAUCUGCUCGCUCCCCUUCUGGCUGCAGUACGUGCUGCAGCAUGACCACUGGUCGCACGGCGACCUGUCCUGCCAGGUGUGCGGCAUCCUCCUGUACGAGAACAUCUACAUCAGCGUGGGCUUCCUCUGCUGCAUCUCCGUCGACCGCUACCUGGCCGUGGCCCACCCCUUCCGCUUCCACCAGUUCCGCACCCUGAAGGCGGCCGUGGGCGUCAGCGUGGUCAUCUGGGCCAAGGAGCUGCUGGCCAGUGUCUACUUCCUGCUGCACCAGGAGGUGGCGGUGGACGAGGACCGGCACCGGCUGUGCUUCGAGCACUACCCGCUGCAGCAGUGGCAGCGGGGCAUCAACUACUACCGCUUCCUGGUGGGCUUCCUCUUCCCCAUCUGCCUGCUGCUGGUCUCCUACCAGGGCAUCCUACGGGCCGUGCGCCGCAGCCACGGCACCCAGAAGAGCCGCAAGGACCAGAUCCAGCGGCUGGUGCUCAGCACGGUGGUCAUCUUCCUGGCCUGCUUCCUGCCCUACCACGUGCUGCUGCUCGUGCGCAGCCUCUGGGAAUACACCUGCGACUUCGCCAAGGGCAUCUUCAACGCCUACCACUUCUCCCUCCUCCUCACCAGCUUCAACUGCGUGGCCGACCCCGUGCUCUACUGCUUCGUCAGCGAGACCACCCACAGGGACCUGGCCCGCCUCUGCGGGGCCUGCUGGGCCUUCCUCACCUGCUCCAGGACCGGCCGGGCCCAGGAGGCCUCGGGGAAGACCGAGGAGCCCGAGCUGUUGACCAAGCUCCACGCAGCCUUCCAGCCCCCUAGCUCGCCCGCACUGGGAGGGCCCCCCGCGGGGGCGCUGGCCUAGCGGGGGGGGUCACCCCUGGCGGGGUGGAGCUCUGUCCGGGCUUGCUCACCUGCUUUGCCACCAGACAGAGGUGGCUCUUCUGCUGGAGGGAGCCGCGGGCCUAGGCCCCAGCAAGACCCCUCUAGGUGCAGGGAGCCUGCCUUAGCUUGCUGAGCCCCGAAGGUGUUAGCCUCAGCCCCGUCAGCUCGUGGGAGUCGUCUGCUGCCGGCCAGGCUGCUGGUGGGGGAACGUGGUGGAGUAACUUCCUCCCGGAAGUGGUCAGGAAGGAGCUGGGGGGAGGGGCAUGGACUGAGGGGCCUCAGUAUGGGAGAUCGGGAGAGGAGGGUGGGGACCUGAGCGCACACCUGCUGGGCCUUCCCAUGCCGUGUUGGCACACCUGGCACCUGGCCUGAAGUCGUGUGGUCUGAGGAGGGGAGGCUGAGCUGUCUUCACUAACACUGGAGACCCAUCCCACACAGGGUGGGAAGGGAGAUGAGCAGAGUUAGGAGGUUGGAGGGGGAGGAGCGGUGGGGAGACCUUUGGGCAUUGGGAGGACGGGGUUGGGCAGGGCAGGGGAGGAGAGUGACAAGCAGGAGAGACCCUGCUCCAGCCAUUUCACAGAGAGAGUAGAUGCCUCAAGCCCUGGAGUACCAGGGCCAGUGGCACUCAAGGGUCAGGACAGGGGCCCAGAGACAGUGUCGAGUGGGGUUCGUUACACAGAUCUGUUUGCAUCUGCCCAGAAGCAAAAGGCCCAGAAGUCUGGUAUGUGUGUGUGUGUGCACAUGGUUAAAAUGCCAGGAGUCCAUGACAGCCAUGUGCCAAGACACAGAAGCUAGGGUUACAUGACCGCUGGUUGUGUCCACCCCAGCCUCUGGAGUAUUUCUGCAUCUUGGAGAAGCAUGACUUUCUCCGGGAGUUUCCAGACACAGUAAAACAAACACAUCAGAGAUGCACACUCGGGCAUCUCUCGCCCAAGGGCCUGGGGUUCCAUUCCACUAUGGCCUCAAGAGCCCCUGGGACAGGAAAGGGCUGCCUGGGUCACCUCUCCCCAUUGUUCGCCAGCCUGCCCCUCUGCAGAGCUGUCCCACCUCGCCCACCCGACGGUGACGUGGCCAUGGGCCGUGAUGCCGAGGUGCUGGCCGCCAUCUUUCACUAUGUCCUGGAAGGGAUAGGCUCAUCUCUCCGACAAAUGCACGGUUGCCCGUGUAGAGCCCCCACUCCGGUGAACAACCAAGGAGUAGAAGAGCUGCUUGUACCUCAGGAGACCUCCCGGCCAGCUUCACAGCUUUCCUGACUCGUGGGCUGGGGCAGCUCCGACCUCCCGCAAAGUCCUGGGGUUUGAGCUCCUCACCACCAAGGGAUUGGGUGGGAUUGAUCCUGAGGAGGGACCAGGUACAGGGAGGGAGAAGCUGGCAUCUACUAAAAGCAGGGUCCAAGCUCUUCCUCAACCUCCCUCCUCCUCCCUUUUCCCUUCCCGAAGAGCUAGAUCUACCCCGAGUUUCUUAACCCUCCACUCAGUGUUCCCCAGAGGUACAUAACCCAGUAACCCAGGCUGGAUGUACCCCAGGAAAGUAAGGUUACUGGGGUCCCAGCGCACACUUGGCACUGACUGGGCAGCCUGUGGCCCAGCUCCUACAGGCACUUCUGAUAACCUGGGAACUUCCCUGCAGGAGGAAGGGAUCAGGUCUGAAGGUGCAGAAAUAGCCACAGUGAAAAGCACAGACCAUGCUGAGCCAGGGAUCUUACUGGAGCGACCGCCGAGCCCCCCAAGCUUCCUCAUUCCACAGUAUUUCCUCCUAUUGUAACCUUAAAUGUGGGUGUUCCCACUGGGAUGGACAGGGAUAAACUAAGGGCGGUUCCAUUUACUCUCAAGAGUUGUAUUUUUGUACUGUCCUCUCUUUGAUUCCAAGUUUGCGUGUGUUAGAUUGUGCAAUUUACGUAGCAAACUUGAGUCUGAAAUAAAGCAAUGUAACC
Messenger RNA from Condylura cristata (star-nosed mole), 3617 nucleotides. RefSeq names its product G protein-coupled receptor 68 (gene GPR68). Gene Ontology annotation, biological process: G protein-coupled receptor signaling pathway; cellular response to pH. Gene Ontology annotation, molecular function: G protein-coupled receptor activity. Lineage: Eukaryota; Metazoa; Chordata; Mammalia; Eulipotyphla; Talpidae. The coding region runs from base 600 to 1664 and encodes 354 amino acids. The transcript has 2 exons. The record is from RefSeq and is a predicted model, not a curated record. Gene Ontology annotation, cellular component: membrane.